Messenger RNA from Lepus europaeus (European hare), 492 nucleotides. It is a transcript of the gene OMP, whose product is annotated as olfactory marker protein. The coding region runs from base 1 to 492 and encodes 163 amino acids. Gene Ontology annotation, cellular component: cytosol; neuronal cell body; nucleus. The transcript has a single exon. The record is from RefSeq and is a predicted model, not a curated record. Gene Ontology annotation, biological process: sensory perception of smell; signal transduction. NCBI's taxonomy places the organism in Eukaryota, Metazoa, Chordata, Mammalia, Lagomorpha, Leporidae.
AUGGCGGAGGAGGCGCCGCAGCGGCCGCAGCUGGACAUGCCGCUGGUCCUGGACAAGGACCUGACCAGGCAGAUGCGGCUGCGCGUGGAGAGCCUGAAGCAGCGCGGGGAGAAGCGGCAGGACGGCGAGAAGCUGCUGCGGCCGGCCGAGUCCGUGUACCGCCUGGACUUCGUGCAGCAGCAGAAGCUGCAGUUCGAGCGCUGGAACGUGGAGCUGGACAAGCCGGGCAAGGUCACCAUCACGGGCACCUCGCAGAACUGGACGCCCGACCUCACCAACCUCAUGACGCGCCAGCUGCUGGACCCCGCCGCCAUCUUCUGGCGCAAGGAGGACUCGGACGCCAUGGACUGGAAUGAGGCGGACGCCCUGGAGUUCGGGGAGCGCCUGUCGGACCUGGCCAGGAUCCGCAAGGUCAUGUACUUCCUCAUCACCUUCGGCGAGGGCCUGGAGCCCGCCAACCUCAAGGCCUCGGUGGUCUUUAACCAGCUCUGA